Messenger RNA from Numida meleagris (helmeted guineafowl), 953 nucleotides. RefSeq names its product interleukin-17F-like. Lineage: Eukaryota; Metazoa; Chordata; Aves; Galliformes; Numididae. Gene Ontology annotation, molecular function: cytokine activity. Gene Ontology annotation, biological process: inflammatory response. The coding region runs from base 158 to 667 and encodes 169 amino acids. Gene Ontology annotation, cellular component: extracellular region. The transcript is spliced from 3 exons. The record is from RefSeq and is a predicted model, not a curated record.
GUGAUCUUUAUGCUGCAAUGGGAAGGUUGAUUGAUAGUAUAUUUUACUAUAAAUAGGAGACCACAGCUGGCUUUGAGACCCACAGACUGAAGGAGGUCUGAGAGAAAGAGAACCCUGUCAUCACUGCGUGCGCUCACCUGUAGCAGAAGAAGCUGCAAUGGCUUUUACCAGCUAUGCUGCAGGGUUCAGGUCACUGCUUUUGGUGCUGGUCCUAGCACUCACCAUAAGGAGCUCAGCCCAUGGGAAGGUAGUUCGUCCUCGUCCCAGAAAGGAUAGUGGCUCUGUGAGGCUUAGUGAAGACUGCCUGAACCACAAGGAUCCCAACUUCCCUACCACGGUGAAAGUUGACAUUCGCGUUGGCAGCUCGGAUCCUGCCUCUAGGAUGAUCCAUGACAUCAGGAACCGCUCUCUCUCUCCUUGGAAUUACAGGCUCGAUGAGGACCCCAGCCGCUUCCCCCAGGUGAUAGCGGAUGCCGAGUGCCGCCUUUUGGGCUGCCUGAACCCAAUGGGGCAGGAGGACCGCAGCCUCAACUCCGUCCCCAUCACGCAGGAGAUCCUCGUCCUCCGGCGGGAGCAGCGGGGCUGCCAGCCCACCUACCGCCUGGAGAGGAAACUCAUCACCGUGGGCUGCACGUGCGCUGCUCCGGCCAUCCAGCACCAGUCCUAGGAGCAAUCAGCAGCCACGCUGGGAGGAAGAGCUGUCUCCUACGAGCACCUCUUAGGAGAAAUCCCAGUCGCUUACCUUGCAUCCCAAGAAUGCGGUGGGACUUUUCUGAAUCUGGGCAAAUUAACUCUUGAGAGUACUGAUUCUUGCUGGAGUUCCUUUAUGGGUUUCAGCAUUGGAAUCACCAUUAGCUAUUGAUGGAGGGGAGAAAGGGAAAUGUUUAUGUUUCUAUUUAUGACUCUGUUUAUGAGAGUCAAGACAUCCAAAAAUUGCUGAAUGCUUAUCUGUA